GUAAUAUUCACUGCCUGUUUUUCUUCUCCGUACAGUCUCUCUUACUUUACGUCAACGUAGAGAGGCGGUGCGACGCCGUAUGCCAGUUUUUCAUUUCUUUAUUACAAAUUAUCUGAUUCCUUUCUAAACUCGUUCCUAUUCUUCACAUAUGAAUUGCCAAUUUCUCCCAAAGCGUCUGGCUCAUAUAUUCUUGAAUAUUGUUUGGGGAAUAAUUCAUUUUCAGAUAGUAUUAUUCUAAUUUAUUUUUCCUGGUGCAACUAUUCUGUUUACAGAGUCUUGAAUUUCGGGCUCUUUUUCCUUCAGGAUGAAAGGAAGCUUCUAUGGAUUGAGGGUGAAAGAACUCUCUCUUAUUACUAUUAUUCUUAUGUGUGUGACCAUCGUUAUAUGGACAUGGGAGAAAACCCCAAGUCUUGGUUCAUUUGUCCCUCCCCAAACCCGCUUGCAAUUAUCUACAGAAAUUCCCCGUGCUGCUCCUAUAGCUGAAUUGGUAUCUUCAGAGACAGAGGUAUACGAGGGCAAAGUCGAAACUAAAUUUGCAGGAAAGCUACCUGAAAAAGAAGAAAAACUGUUUGAUGUAGCUGCUCCAGUAGGAUAUACAAAAACAUCUCCAAAGAGCAGUGAGACUGGUGGAAAUAUGCAAUCAAUACCUACUGAAAAUAAUGAUGAAGCACGAAGUGCAAAUUUAGUAGAACCAGUAGCCUCGUCAUAUACAAGUUCAUUAGUUGAAAAGGAUGAUGGAAAUUUGACCGUUCAUGGGGAAAAGCAAGAUUGCAAUUAUGCAAAAGGAAAAUGGGUUAUAGACCAUAAGCAGCCUUUAUAUUCCGGAUUUGGUUGUAAGCAGCACCUUUCAGGGAUGUGGGCUUGCCGGUUGACACAGCGCACAGAUUUUGCAUAUGAGAGUAUCAGGUGGCAGCCGAAAGAUUGUCAAAUGGAAGAAUUUGAAGGGUUAAAGUUCUUGAGAAGGAUGCAGGACAAAACUUUAGCUUUUGUUGGAGAUUCAUUGGGCAGACAGCAAUUCCAAUCUCUAAUGUGCAUGAUCACAAGUGGUAAUGAGAGCUUUGAAAUUGUCAAUGUGGGAAAGGAGUAUGGAAUAGCUCCAGCUCUUGGUGAUAGCCGUCCUAGUGGAUGGGCACAUCGGUUCCCAAUCACCAAUACUACCAUCCUAUACUACUGGUCAGCAAGCCUCUGCGAGAUAGAGCCUCUUGAUAAGACGAACCCAGCAACAGAUUAUGCCUUGCAUCUUGAUCGGCCGGCUACAUUCUUACGCCAAUUUAUUCACAAAUUUAAUGUCCUGGUUCUCAACACAGGGCAUCAUUGGAAUCGUGGCAAAUUUAAGGCUAACCGCUGGAUAAUGUAUGUUCACGGUGCACCAAACACGGAUAAGAAAACACAAAUGAUUUGGAAGGCCAAGAAUAUAACAGUUCAUAGUAUUGUGAGUUGGGUGAACUCGCAGCUGCCAAAGUAUCCUGGCUUAAAAGUCUUCUACCGAACCAUCUCACCUAGGCAUUUUGUUGGUGGGGAGUGGAACACUGGGGGUAGCUGUGACAAUACCAUUCCAAUGUCGGUAGGAAAGGAAGUAUCACAAGAUGAAUCUAGUGAUGAGGCUGCCGCAUCUGCAGUGAAGGGAACAGGGGUGAAGCUCUUGGACAUAACAGCACUCUCGCAGCUUAGAGAUGAAGCUCACAUAUCUAGGUUUAGCAUUACCGCAAAACCAGGAAUGCAAGAUUGUCUGCAUUGGUGUUUACCAGGUGUUCCAGAUACGUGGAACGAAAUCCUUUUCGCACAAAUCUAGUUCCCUUGUAAUUGAUGCUGGAUGAGAUUGGCUUCCACGAUGCUGGAUGAGAUUGUCUUCCACGAUGCCUCAAACAGGUAAAAAGGGCACACUGAUUAAAUGCAAUGUUCAUGCUGUAGGACAUUAUGACUAUACGCAGGAUAGAAAUCACUCACUAAGAAUUCCAUAGUGAAAGGAAUUGGCAAUCAAAUGGUUCUAGAGUGAUUCUUUUAUGUAGUAUGGACCAUAUGAGCUCUUAUGGUGACCACGUAACUAGAUUCAGUCUCUUGAAUGGUAGUAGGUUAGCCUUACACAUUAUUGCUUUUUUGGUGGUGUGGUUCAUCGAUUUAGUGUUAUAGAGGGAAGCACCGAUAUGAAUUGCUUGAGGAGGCCAUUGAAAGUGAAGUUGAGCUUCUCUGCAAAUGACUGUAAAAGUGCUAAUGGGGGAAGCGAAGAGAGACCACGGUAUGAACUUUUUUAAUUUAUUAAUUUUUGUUAAGGAGAAGGAAUUAGGAUCAGAAAUACAGGUUUUAAGUUUUGGGGGUUCUGGAGUCGGUUUGGGGCUCUGUCUGUGGAUGAUUAAACACAUAAAUGAAAUCCAAAAUAAACUAUAAUGUACUUAUGAUGUGUAUUCUAUAUAUGUCUGUUAUAUGUGCUUUAUGGUUUGAACAA
This is a messenger RNA of Ziziphus jujuba (common jujube), 2443 nucleotides long. RefSeq names its product protein trichome birefringence-like 16. Gene Ontology annotation, molecular function: acetyltransferase activity. Gene Ontology annotation, biological process: xyloglucan metabolic process; plant-type secondary cell wall biogenesis; xylan biosynthetic process. The transcript has 6 exons. NCBI's taxonomy places the organism in Eukaryota, Viridiplantae, Streptophyta, Magnoliopsida, Rosales, Rhamnaceae. The record is from RefSeq and is a predicted model, not a curated record. Gene Ontology annotation, cellular component: Golgi apparatus. Bases 305 to 1792 code for a protein of 495 amino acids.